AUGCGCGCCCAGGCAUUGAGGGUGACUAGCCGCCCUGCUGUAAAGAGCAGCAGGGCCAUCCCACUACGCCCACUACGCCCACUACCACCACACCGGCAUCUAGCUUCUGCCCACGCCUCUACCUCUCCCGCCGCCGCCGACGUCUCCUCCCGCACUCCCCCCUACCCUAAACUUCUUUCCAAGCUCGCAGAAGUCCGCCAUAUUCUGGACAAGCGGCCCCUAACCCUCGCCGAGAAGAUCCUCUACUCCCACCUCGACCGCCCCGCCGAGUCCCUCCUCACAAACACUCAAAAUGGCGCCAGCAUCCGCGGCCAGGCCAACCUCAAGCUCAAGCCCGACAGAGUUGCCAUGCAGGAUGCCUCGGCGCAGAUGGCGCUGCUGCAAUUCAUGACUUGCGGCCUGCCUACCACUGCUGUCCCGGCGAGUAUACACUGCGACCACAUGAUUGUCGGAGAAAAGGGCGCGGAUACGGAUUUGCCGGCGAGCAUAAAGGGGAAUAAGGAGGUCUACGACUUUCUCGAGUCCGCGGCAAAGAAAUAUGGGAUUGAGUUUUGGCCGCCGGGCGCGGGCAUCAUCCAUCAGACUGUGCUGGAGAACUACUCGGCGCCGGGGUUGAUGAUGUUGGGUACGGAUAGCCACACGCCGAACGCCGGUGGUUUGGGAGCCAUUGCUAUCGGUGUCGGCGGCGCUGAUGCGGUGGAUGCGCUUGUUGAUGCGCCGUGGGAGUUGAAGGCACCACGGAUAUUAGGAGUGAGAUUGGAGGGAGAGUUGAGCGGAUGGGCUAGCCCGAAGGAUGUCAUACUGAACCUUGCGGGCCGGCUCACAGUGAGGGGCGGCACUGGCUUCAUCAUCGAAUAUUUCGGACCCGGCGUUGAGACGCUGAGCUGCACCGGCAUGGCCACUAUCUGCAACAUGGGUGCCGAGGUCGGAGCAACGACUUCCAUCUUUCCUUUCUCAUCCCGCCAUAUACCAUAUCUAGAGGCUACGCAUCGCGCCUCGAUAGCUGCCGCUGCCGGCACAAUCGCCUCUGCGCCAGAUGCACGGAACCUGCUCCGGGCAGACUCCGACGCUGAAUAUGACCAAGUCAUCACGAUCAAUCUAUCCGAACUCGAGCCCCAUAUCAACGGCCCAUUUACUCCCGAUCUAUCAACCCCUCUCUCCAAAUUCUCCGACAUGGUCGAAGUGAACAGCUGGCCCAAGACCUUUGGCGCAGGCCUCAUCGGCAGCUGCACGAACAGCUCUUACCAAGACAUGACCCGCGCGGAAGACCUAGUCAAGCAAGCCUCAGCCGCAGGUCUCAAGCCCAAAGCCGACUUCUUCAUCUCGCCCGGCAGUGAACAGAUCCGUGCGACGCUCGAGCGAGACUCAACUCUCAACACACUCUCUUCAGCCGGCGGCAUGGUGCUCGCCAACGCAUGCGGUCCCUGCAUCGGGCAAUGGAAGCGCACCGACGACGUGAAGAAGGGCGACAGCAACGCCAUCUUCACGUCCUACAACCGCAACUUCCCCGCCCGCAACGAUGGUAACAGAGCUACCAUGAACUUCCUCGCCUCCCCCGAACUCGUCACCGCGCUCUCCUACGCCGGGUCCACGACUUUCAACCCCAUGACCGACACGCUCUCCACGCCCUCCGGCGAACCUUUCCGCUUCUCGCCGCCAAGAGGCGAGGAGCUGCCCUCCGCAGGUUUUGCGCAGGGUAAUCCCGCAUUCCUGCCCACGACCGGGAAAGCGGAUCCGACCGUCGAGGUAAAGAUCGACCCGCACUCCUCGCGUCUCGCAGUCCUCGAGCCCUUCGCGCCCUUCCCCCAAUCCGAGCUCUCCGGCCUCCGCAUCCUCUACAAAGUAAAAGGCCAAUGCACGACCGACACCAUUUCCGCCGCCGGCCCGUGGCUAAAAUACAAAGGCCACCUGCCCAACAUCUCCGAGAACACGCUGAUCGGCGCCGUGAACGCGGCGACGGGCGAGACGAACACGGCGUACGACGUCGACGGGUCGCAGGCCACGAUCCCGGAGCUCGCGAAAAGGUGGAAGGGACAGGAGAGGGAGUGGGUUGUGGUGGCGGAACACAAUUACGGCGAGGGGAGUGCCAGGGAACAUGCGGCGCUGCAGCCCAGAUACCUGGGCGGACGCGUCAUCCUCGCGAAGAGCUUUGCGAGGAUUCAUGAGACGAAUUUGAAGAAGCAGGGGGUUGUGCCGCUCACAUUCGCCAACGAGGCGGACUAUGACCUCUUGGAUGCUUGCGAUGAAGCCGGCACUGAAGGCUUGCUGGAUGUGCUGAGGAGUGGUGGGAAGGGGCAGGUGAGGCUGAGGGUCAAGAAGAGGGAUGGGAAGGAGAUAGUGGUGGAGACGAAGCAUACGCUGAGUGAAGACCAGUGCGGGUUCAUUGUGGCGGGAAGUGCGUUGAAUCUGCUGGCGCGGAAGGCGAGCGAGGCGAGAGAGGAGGUUACCAGGGAGGCGGAGCUGUCGGACUGA
Messenger RNA from Coniosporium apollinis CBS 100218, 2472 nucleotides. Its product is annotated as aconitate hydratase, mitochondrial. Gene Ontology annotation, cellular component: cytosol; mitochondrion. The record is from RefSeq and is a predicted model, not a curated record. The coding region runs from base 1 to 2472 and encodes 823 amino acids. NCBI's taxonomy places the organism in Eukaryota, Fungi, Ascomycota, Dothideomycetes. Gene Ontology annotation, biological process: tricarboxylic acid cycle. Gene Ontology annotation, molecular function: aconitate hydratase activity; 4 iron, 4 sulfur cluster binding. The transcript is spliced from 3 exons.